AUGUCGCUGGAACCGCCAACGUACCUCAGUUCCCUGCAGAACAACAUCCGCGCCCGUCCUAUCCCAUGGGAAGGAGCUGUCCGAGCUGGUAACAUCACCGAUGACCACCUGAAGAAGAUCAAGGCCGUGGACAAGGUUCGCAAAGAGCAACGACGCCAGACCGUUGAUGGAGAUCUUCAGGGAUAUGUCAGCUUGCUCUCUGGGGGUGGAGAUGAGAAGAGUGUCCUGGACUCGGCGUCCAAGAGAACCGAUAUUGUACAGUACAUCCUGGUGUUGGCGGUGGACUUGAUUAACGAUGCCCCGUCACUCGCUUCUGCGCUGAUUGCGCACGCCGACCCCUACAAGCCAUUCCUCCCUCUCCUCCGUCAUUCUACAAACGCGGAAGAUCCCAUUCCGCUACUCACCUCGACCUUCCUGACGAACCUUGUGUCUACAAGUUUAGUAUCGUCAUCGAAACCCGCUGCCAGAGAUGACGAGGCGCUUCCUCAGCUCUACGCUUAUCUCUCCACCCUGGCCCGGAAUCAAGAUAGCGGACUGCAAGACAUUGGAGUCCAGGAAUACUCUGCAUUGCUUCGAACAGCAAGGGCAAGAGAGCUCUUCUGGAACCAGAGAAAGGAUACCGUGGAGCCAUUGGUUGAGAUCCUCCGUGCCGCCGCAGGAGCAAAAGACAAUGGAUCAAGCACGGUUGGUGGCAGCAGUGUACGGGCCAUUGAGCCAGGUCUUGCUGGUGGUGUUGGGAUUCAGCUUCUGUACCGCGUGUUGCUAGUCUUGUGGCAACUGAGUUUCGAAGCUGAACUGGUUGGCGACGAUCUUCAAUCCGACCAUGAAUUCAUUCAACUCUACACACAACUAUUGCGAGUGUCGCCCAAGGAAAAGACAACGCGACUUCUUCUGGCAACCCUUCACAACCUCCUCUCCGAGAACCAAACCACCCUGCUUCCCGUCGCAGCGUUUGUCCGCCUACCCGCCCUCCUGACUAACCUCUCUGGCCGCCACUUGACCGACGAGGAUCUCCUCGAGGACCUCAAGUCGCUGUCCAGCAUGCUCGAUGAGUACACCAAGACGCAGACCACAUUCGAUCAAUACGCAGCCGAGUUGCAAUCGAGCCAUCUCCGCUGGUCGCCACCGCAUCGCAACCCCACAUUCUGGAGAGACAAUGCGCGUCGGAUCUUGGACGAGAGCAACGGUGCCUAUCCCAAGAAGCUUGCUGAGAUCCUUGCCAAGCCCUGGGACAACGACAAGCAAGUGCUGGCGAUUGGGUGUAACGACGUGGGCCAAUUGGUGAAGGUGCUGCCAGAGCGACGGAACCAGCUUGAGAGGCUGGGCCUCAAGACUCGCGUGAUGGAGUUGAUGGCCGACAAAGAUGAAUCGGUACGGUGGGAGAGUCUGCGAGCCGUCGGGGAAUGGCUCCGUUAUACCUUUGAUAACUAA
Molecule: messenger RNA, 1431 nt
Organism: Aspergillus chevalieri
Lineage: Eukaryota; Fungi; Ascomycota; Eurotiomycetes; Eurotiales; Aspergillaceae
Gene: VMA13
Product: H(+)-transporting V1 sector ATPase subunit H
Exons: 3
Coding region: 1-1431 (476 amino acids)
Biological process (GO): proton transmembrane transport
Cellular component (GO): vacuolar proton-transporting V-type ATPase, V1 domain; fungal-type vacuole membrane
Molecular function (GO): proton-transporting ATPase activity, rotational mechanism
Source: RefSeq, a predicted model, not a curated record